UAAUAUUAUGAAACUGCAGCUGCAGCUCGGAGCUCCGAUAGACGAUAGUCUGGUAAUUAUUAAUUAUUAUUUAUAUUUUAUUAUAAUAGAAUAUUGUCAUUCGGUCAUAUUUUGGUCGUCGCGGUUGCCGACCGACGAGACUACGAGACACCUAUUCGCAUUCGAAAAUGGGCUCGGAACAGAGUUCGCAAUCCAACGCCUCCGAAUCGGGCUCGAAAAAUCCGAAACUGAAGAGAGGCAAAUCUGUGCCCGAGAGUUCUUGGCCUCGGAAUUCGCAAGAUGGUCAGCAUAGCAGAGCGGCCAGCACAAACACAUCACCCGGUCACAGCGUGUGCAGCGACGUCGACUUGCCGUACAUAUCGUACAUGGUCAACCGGCCAAUCGGAGAUUCACCGAAGAAACCCAGCAUCAUGAGCCGAGGCAGAUCAAUGCAGGUAGAACCUCAGCGAUCUGUGAAGAAGGCCCCAAAGUCUACGCCUAAGCACAACAUUGUGGUGGUCAGGGCGGCUGUACAAGAAAACCCAGACAUAGAUGAGGACCUGUUUCGAAUGAAGCAAGUACCAUCAUUUUUGCCAAUAAUACGAGGCACUGUAUCUUUGCCAGCAGCCAGAGAUCGAGAAGCUUUAGAGAGAAUUGAUUCCAAUGCAUUUUACAGACUGUGUCAACUUUAUCAGGCCUACAUGAGCCGCUGUGCAAAAGCAGUGACUGCAGAUCAAACUUUGAUCAAUAAACAAAUUUUGGAGAUCGACAAUGAAACCACACAAGUGUUAAAUUUAUAUGUAGCGUCAUACAAACAAUAUGCCAAAAUCAAUGAGCAAUUCAAAUGCAUCAAUGACAUGAAUAAGCAACUGAAUUCCUGUCAUCUGUUGUUAAACAAGACGCUAGACUCUGUACAGCUGUUAAAUAACAAACUACCUCCAGACGAACGGUUGGAACCAUUUGUGUGGACGACAGGUUAAACAAUGACUGAUCGCAUCAUAUAUGUUCACCUUUACUAGUCUAACAUAUUUUAUAUACAUUUCAAUUUUUAUUUUAUUGUUAUUUACUUAUAAUUGUUUUAGCGUUUAGAAAUCUUUGAUCUGUGUGAAUUUUUAUUUGUUUAAGUAUCCAUGGUAAAUGAAAUGAUAGUUUUGUAUACACAUCCGGAUAUCCUGGUCGGGCACAUCCAGACCCAAACGAUGUAAGACCGGCUAAGAACCAUCGACCAUUGGGACCUGAACAUUGCAAUGGUCCUCCAGAAUCUCCCUGAAAUAUGUGCAAUGAUCAUAUAGUUUUAAUUAGCUCCUUAAACAAUACACCUGAUGUGUGUUUGUUCAACGUACCACACACGGUCCACCACCUUUUCCGUCCAUUCUGCCAGCACACAAAUGGCCAUCAGUUAUUGGCACGGCUGGUCCAUAUUUGUCUCUACAAACAGAUGUGUUGUGCACAGGCACUUUGAUCUGUCGCAGUUUACCUGACAACGGUCCAUUUGGUUUGACUUUACCCCAUCCAGUUGUGACACACACCUUUGGAAUUGGUGUGUUAUUUGUAGAUGGUGGUAAACACAAGCAACGUACAUUUGUGUUAGUGAUAUUUGUCGGCCUAGACAGUUUCAUUAAUGCUGCGAAAUUCAAUUGUUAGUACCAGUAAAAUUAAACUAUUGUUUUGGAAUUUUUUUCAUAAUUAACCUAUAUCAUUUUGGUAAUUGUUAAACUUGUCAUGAACGACCACUUCAUCAAUGGGUAUACGCUCCUCUGUGUGCUCUUCUACAUCUCUAUUCCAGUCGCCUAGCACAGCAGUCCAAAGAGCUGCCAACGGCAAGCUAAACUUUUCACUUGCGAUCAAAAUUUAAUUUUUAAAGUUAAUACUUAACACACAAUUGUCAAUACCUUUUAUAAAUAAAAGCUUACUUUCUGAUGCAGUGAGCAGCUGUCAACACCCAAGUAGGUCUGAUCAGUACGCCGGCACACCAAUGGCCAACAAAACCAAAUGCUGGGUGAAGUAACUGUAAAGAUACCUAAAAAAAUGAAUGAAAAUAUGUUUAAUAAAGCACACCUUCGGAGCUAAAAUAUUACAACUUUACAAUUUAUUUAUUUAUCAUAAUUAAUUUCAAUAUUAAAAUUAUAUGUUUAUUUGUUAUAAACGAUUAUUGCAACUAAUGUUUAAAAUUGAAAUGAACUCUUAAAAAGUUAUUAUCAAUAUUACCUAUUACUAAUUAAUGUAAUGUAUUAAUGAUUGUUUUAUUUCUUAUCAUAAUUUAUAAUGUUAUUUAAAUUUAGUUAUUGAGAUUGUAUAUUAUAUUAACUAUCACAUCGAGUUUGCUUGUGUCUUAAUAUCAAAAACAAGUAUAAAAUAAAUUGUAAAGCCAGAUUCGCAGCUAUGUUGUGUGUCAUAUCGUGCUAAGGUGUGGUAACUAUAUUUACAACUGGUAACCAUAUUGGCAUAUUGGUUUAAAAUUUGACCUGUAGUAAUCUCUUGCUAUACUCGGUUGCAACUUGGAUAUUACAUAACACCAAAAAAGUAAUGUCAAAUAACAAUACUAUUUGAUAGACACAACAACACACGACAUAGUUGAAUGUGCCUUAAGUAUUUUAUAAAUCUACUAUUUCAAUGUAUCACAUUAAAACACUGUUUUUUAAUAUUAAUUUUAUAAUUUUAUAUUAAAUUGAACAUGAUAUAUCAACCAUUA
Metopolophium dirhodum (rose-grain aphid) is the source of this 2671-nucleotide messenger RNA. RefSeq names its product BLOC-1-related complex subunit 5 (gene BORCS5). The record is from RefSeq and is a predicted model, not a curated record. Gene Ontology annotation, cellular component: synaptic vesicle membrane; cytoplasmic side of lysosomal membrane; BORC complex. The coding region runs from base 168 to 959 and encodes 263 amino acids. The transcript is spliced from 4 exons. NCBI's taxonomy places the organism in Eukaryota, Metazoa, Arthropoda, Insecta, Hemiptera, Aphididae. Gene Ontology annotation, biological process: lysosome localization; organelle transport along microtubule; positive regulation of anterograde synaptic vesicle transport.